Messenger RNA from Rhodofomes roseus, 556 nucleotides. RefSeq lists its product as uncharacterized. Lineage: Eukaryota; Fungi; Basidiomycota; Agaricomycetes; Polyporales; Fomitopsidaceae. The annotation marks the transcript as partial. The transcript has 4 exons. The record is from RefSeq and is a predicted model, not a curated record.
GACGAACUGCGAAGGAUGGUUCUGCCUGUCGAGGGGCGCACGGAGCUUGUUCUUGAUGGCGUCGCUGCCGAGCUUGAACGCGGCGUCGUCCUCCCAGGAUGGGUUCCAGUCGUAGAGCGACCAGUAGCCCCCUGCUCCGACGACGUGCUUCGUCUCAUGAGACGCAGGUAGCACCACGAACACACGGAGCAAACAGCGCCGUGUGCCAGGGAUGUUACCCGCAACCCAUUCGCGCCAGCUACGUCUUCGUGUCAGGCACUUACUUGUCAUGCUCGUACCUGUGCUAACCAUGUCUGCCUCCCUGCUGACCGUGAUGAUCAUGCUCGCUCCCUACAACACUCGCCUCGUCGUUGCGUCCAUGAUCGUCGUACUGAUUCCCUUGUACGUCGUGCUCGCAUGUGUGCGUCGCGCUCACACCUGGCAGGUCUUUGAUGGGAACAAGGAAGAACAUACCUAGCUUCGAGUUGUUGGAGUCGCAAAGAGAGGACUUAGAGGUGACUCGACUGCCAUGUUGCGUGACGUGUUGAGCAUGUUUAGGGCAGACAGUGAACGGCGG